Thermothielavioides terrestris NRRL 8126 is the source of this 2433-nucleotide messenger RNA. RefSeq lists its product as uncharacterized. The record is from RefSeq and is a predicted model, not a curated record. Gene Ontology annotation, cellular component: chaperonin-containing T-complex. Gene Ontology annotation, molecular function: ATP hydrolysis activity; ATP-dependent protein folding chaperone; ATP binding. Gene Ontology annotation, biological process: protein folding. The coding region runs from base 253 to 1887 and encodes 544 amino acids. The transcript is spliced from 7 exons. Lineage: Eukaryota; Fungi; Ascomycota; Sordariomycetes; Sordariales; Chaetomiaceae.
CCUCCAUACAGUAACUCUCCCAGUCUCACACCGUGCUGCAGUCAUCCCGCCUGCUUGGUCCGAGCUCCCUCUGCUGCAGGCACCCUUGCUCCGCUGCCUGGCCCCUCCUCAAGCGCAAAUCGAUGCUUGGCAUCUGGCAUCGAAAUCAAACGAAAAAAGUUCGAGAUCAGCGAGAGCUCGAGCUCAAUCUACGUCGGCAUUCUCCUCCUUGACGCGCUAUCCAGCCUGUCGUUUUGCCAAAGAACUGCCGCUAUGUCUGCCGCGCAGCUUCUCAACCCUAAGGCCGAGUCACGGAGGCGGGGUGAGGCCCUUCGGGUCAAUAUCAGCGCCGGCGAGGGACUCCAAGAUGUUCUCAAGUCCAACUUGGGCCCGCUGGGCACGAUAAAGAUGCUCGUCGACGGGGCGGGUCAGAUCAAACUGACGAAAGACGGCAAUGUCCUCCUCCGCGAAAUGCAAAUACAAAACCCCACCGCCGUCAUGAUCGCACGGGCGGCCACGGCGCAGGACGACAUCUGCGGCGACGGCACAACAUCGGUGGUGCUGCUUGUCGGAGAGCUGCUGAAGCAGGCCGACCGGUAUAUUCAGGAGGGACUGCACCCGCGCAUCAUCACGGACGGCUUCGAGAUUGCCAAGAACGAGGCGUUGAAGUUCCUCGACCGGUUCAAGCUUCCCCGCGAAGUCGACCGCGAGCUCCUCCUGUCCGUCGCCAGAACCUCUCUUGCUACGAAGCUGAGCGCGAGCCUGGCCCAAACCCUGACACCAGCUGUCGUCGAUGCUGUGCUGGCCAUCUAUCAGGCCCCUGCGAAACCGGAUCUCCACAUGAUUGAGAUCAUGAAGAUGCAACACCGCACCGCCUCUGAUACCCAGCUGGUCCGCGGCCUCGUGCUGGACCACGGCGCAAGACACCCCGACAUGCCGACGCGCGUCGAGAACGCGUACAUUUUGACCUUGAACGUGAGCCUUGAGUACGAGAAGUCUGAGAUCAACUCGAGCUUCUUCUACUCAAGCGCCGAGCAGCGGGACAAGCUUGUCGAGAGCGAACGUCGCUUUGUAGACGCCAAGCUCAAGAAGAUUGUCGAGCUCAAGCAGCAAGUCUGUGGCAGGGACGGCAAGAAGAAUCUGGUCAUCAUCAACCAGAAGGGCAUUGACCCCCAGUCUCUAGAUGUCCUUGCCAAGAACGGCAUUCUGGCCCUGAGGAGAGCCAAGAGGAGGAACAUGGAGCGCCUGCAGCUCGUUUGCGGCGGCGUUGCGCAGAACAGCGUCGACGACCUGAGUCCCGAGGUGCUCGGGUGGGCUGGUCUCGUGUACGAGCAGCAGCUCGGCGAGGAGAAGUACACCUUCGUCGAGGAUGUGAAGGACCCAAAGUCGGUUACGCUCUUGAUCAAAGGCCCCAACCAGCACACCAUCACCCAGGUUACCGACGCCGUGAGGGACGGCCUGCGCAGCGUCUACAACAUGAUCGUCGACAAGAGCGUGGUUCCCGGCGCCGGUGCGUUCCAGGUAGCAUGCGCGGCACAUCUGAAGAGCAGCGCCUUCGCCAAGACGGUCAAGGGAAAAGCCAAGUGGGGUGUCGAGGCAUUUGCGGAUGCUCUUCUUGUCAUCCCCAAGACGCUCGCCGCCAACGCCGGUCUCGAUGUGCAGGAUGCCCUUGCAUCCCUCCAGUACGAGCACGCCGACGGAAAUGUGGUGGGCCUUGACCUGGCCACGGGCCAGCCAAUGGAUCCAACCCUCGAGGGCGUUUACGAUUCCUUCCGGGUGUUGAGGAACUGUAUUGCCUCUAGCUCCAGCAUCGCCUCGAACCUCUUGCUGUGUGACGAGCUGUUGAAGGCCCGCCAGAUGGGACGGCAAGGCGGUCCCGGCCCCGGCACGGACGGACCGGAGCAGUAGAAGCAUUCUGUCUACAUGUGUAAGAUACUUGCUUAGACAUGGAUGCUCGGUAAUAGAUGGUGCGUGCCAAAAUUCGUGACGGUCUCAGGUGAAAGAAGUAUGGCCCCAGUCCCGUGGUCAAAAUGGAUGGCGGGGCAAAACAAUCCGCCUACCCCGCCAAAUUUUUGUAGUUCUGCAGCCCAAAAUUUCCUGGCACUGCUUGAUCAGACAGCAAUUCGCAAAGCUGGGACUCUGCGCACUCCGCACGAAAUGGCUUCAUACGAUAGUGACUCCUCCGGAGCAGAGGACGGCGACUACACUGAAACCAACGUCCUUUUGGGCUAUGCCUCCGUUGACGCCAACGGCGAGGAAGUUAGCCGGCUUGGUGGCCGCCCAGAUUGGAUAGAUACGGGCAAGCCACCAUCAGCGGCGCUGGCGAGAUGUAAGGUGUGCAAGGACCUCAUGGUCCUGCUCCUGCAGCUCAAUGCCGAGCUGCCGGACCGCUUCCCCGGUCACGAGAGGCGGUUAUACGUUUUCACCUGCAAGAGAAAGAGCUGCCGCAGAAAG